Molecule: messenger RNA, 2826 nt
Organism: Cryptomeria japonica (Japanese cedar)
Lineage: Eukaryota; Viridiplantae; Streptophyta; Pinopsida; Cupressales; Cupressaceae
Exons: 2
Coding region: 272-2698 (808 amino acids)
Source: RefSeq, a predicted model, not a curated record
GGCAAAAAUAUGCUACUAUAUAUAGUCAUAAUCAUUUCUAGUGAAGCCACGUCACAGAUUAAGUGUCAGUCACCCAGCAACGUUACAGAGUGUCGAUCAUUUUGAAUAGAGUUUUAUUUUGUUGUCGUUGUUAUGCAUUUGUAUGGAAACAGAGCACAGUUUUAUGCAGAGCAAUGAAACGGUGCAAUACCCAGCUAGGGAUGUUAGUUGGAACGUAAUAUAUAACAUACAUUGAUGGAAUGAGUUGUAGCGAAAGGUUUCUGCAUUUGAGAUGGCCAGUAAAUUGUGGAUAUACGGUAAGAAACUCACACUAUGGGGUGCAUUGGUUUCUUCUUUGCCAUUUAUGUUUAUUCCUGUGAUGGUGCUGUCGGCAUUCGGAAUAGCAAUUUCUGUUCCAUUGGGCUGUGCUGUUGGUGGCUAUGUUUGCUUCAGGAAAUGUUUGAGUGGAUUAUCUAGGAAAAGGCUUAUUGCCUGCAAGAGAGAAAAUUCUGGGAUGAAGAAAAAUGAAGCAGAAGCUGCAGGGCUUGGGGAGUGUCUACAGGGUAGUGAUGUGAAUGAGGAGUGUGCAAAAAUAACAUCUGAGCCUGUGGGUCAUUCACAGGUGCAAUAUGAAGAACUUCGAUCUGAAGCAGGAGAGAAUCUCGAUGAAAAUGAUCGUCGUGGUGAACCUCUCAUCUAUGAAGAAGGAUAUGAAGGCAUAAUUCCUGAGGUUAAACCCCUAGAAGAAGAACCCAAUCGACUAAAAUCCUAUGAAGAACCCCACCACCUUAUAAAACUCUGUGAAGUUGAUACACCAUUAAAAUGGGACCCACAUGAUCUCCCUAUUGUUGGAGGACAGACCCCUUCAGGUGAAACCCAUUCGAUGCAGAGCGAUCAAGUAAAAGUCCAUGGUGGAGUAGACCAAUUGACAUGGGACGUACAUGUCAAGAUCUCUGUGGAACGACGCAUCCCUGAAGAUGGAACCCAAUCUAAGCUCAUAGAUGAAGGAACAGUCUCUGAAGGAGAACCUCACUUGAUGUUGAACCCACAGGCCAUUCUUAUAGAGAAGACUGCUGCAAUAGAACAAACACCUAAAGAUGAAAGCCGUUUUAGUCAGGAGGAGGAAAUCAAAGCUUCUGAGGGAGACACUCAAUUGGCAAGGAACCCAGAUGCCUGGAUUGCUGUGGAAGAAUACAGCCUUGAAGAUGGAAUUCAAUCUAAGCUGAGUGUUGAAAUGGAGGUCUCUGAAGAAAUACCUCAGUUGACAAUGAACCCACGGGCCAUUCAAAUGGAGAAUAAUGCUGCAGAAGAACAAAAUUUUAAAGAUGAAACGAAGUAUAAUCUUAAGAAAGAAGCGAAAGCCUCUGACGGUGAAACUCGGUUGACAUCCGACAACCACCAUGCCCUUAGUGUGGAAAAGAUAUCUCCUACAGGUACCAAGCUUAGAGGAAGAGAAGAGGAAGAUGAAGAAGAAGAAUCCAAUGAAAUGCAAGAAUCUCCCACCAGCGAAUCUCGACAUGAACUAGGUGCAGAUUUGGAUCUUGAAAAGUUCUCCCCUCCAGACACCAAGCAUAAAAAAAGAGAGGCGGAGGAGGAAAGGGAAGAGAAACAAUCCAGUGAAAUGCAAGAAACUACAUCUAAAAAGUUUCUCCAUAGACAUGGUGAAGAAUUGGAUUCAGAAAAUUUGCCUCAUAGAGACAUCAAGCAUAGAAGACGAGAAGAGGAUGUGGAGAAAUGGGAAGAGGGAGAAGAAUCCAAGGGAAUGCAAGAAUUUUCUCCUAAUAGGUCUAGGAAUGAACAAGGUGCAGAACUGGAUGGGGAAAAGCUCUAUCCUACAAAAACCAAGUAUAAAAGAAGAGAUUUGGACGAGAAAGAGGAGGAAAAGUCCAGUAAAAUGCAAGAAGUUCCGUCUAAAAGAUCUUACCACGAAGAUGGUCGAGAAUUGGCUUCAAAAAGGCUGUCUCCUAGAGACAGGAAGCAUAGAGGAGGAGAAGAGGAUGAAGAGGAAGAAAAAAAGGGAGAAAUUUCCAAGGAAAUGCAAGAAAUUCCCUCUGAUAGAUUUAGCAACGAACAAGGUGCAGAACUGAAUGUGGAAAAGCUCUCUCCUAGAGAUACAAAGCAUAAAAAAGGAGAGGAGGACGAGGAGGAAGAAGAAGAAGAACUAAAAUCCAACAAAUUGAAGGAAGUUCUGUCUAAAAGGUCCUGCGAUGAACAAGAUUCAGAAGUAGAGCUGGCACCAUCAACACCAUACAUUGACAAUGCAUUUAGAGAUGGAAACCAAACAACUCCUGAAACAAGCUAUGUUUCAGCUGCAUUAUCCAUUCAAGCUGUAAGCCCUCAUGGAGUCUCACUUCCGGGGUCUGAGUAUGAUGCUGCUUCAAGUUAUAAUGAUGUAACAGAUAUUGAAACCACACUUAGUCUUGAAGUCCAAAUUUCUUCAGCUUCUGGAUCUGAUCAGGACUCCAAAUCUGUAUUAGAAAGCUCUAUCGAACUGGAUUCGGAUGACAACGACGACGAUGGAAAGAUCUGGGAAGAAAUUCAUGCAGUAAGAAAGAUUGUAGGAUACAAAGAAGAUCCACACCCAUCUUAUGCUGAAGAAAUAAAGGCACUUUAUGUUUUCACAGGUGUUGAACCUCCUGCAUCUCUUGAAAAUUCCUUCGAUUUAGUUAAGGCAAAAGAGAAACUCAAGUUUCUUAAAGUUGUAGUUGGAGUCAAAUAAGAGUACUUUUUAGAGAUAGAUUCAUAAAUUGACAACAUCUCGAGGCAUCUUGAGACCAAAUCUUUGUCUCACAACUUUGCUUUAUAUUGCAGGCCACAGUUUGACUAUUUCUUAAUUGUUUGUUUGAA